Molecule: messenger RNA, 3448 nt
Organism: Centropristis striata (black sea bass)
Lineage: Eukaryota; Metazoa; Chordata; Actinopteri; Perciformes; Serranidae
Gene: dennd1c
Product: DENN domain containing 1C
Exons: 23
Coding region: 100-2808 (902 amino acids)
Biological process (GO): endocytosis; endocytic recycling
Cellular component (GO): cytosol; intracellular membrane-bounded organelle
Molecular function (GO): guanyl-nucleotide exchange factor activity; phosphatidylinositol phosphate binding
Source: RefSeq, a predicted model, not a curated record
CGCCCUCGCUGCCUCCGUGAACAUCUCUCCGUCCGAGGGAUGAAGACCAUCUGAUCCACCUGCUGAACUUCUCUGGACCAGCAGAGACCAGAGACCAUCAUGGGCUCCAGACUGAAACCAAACCCCGAGCGAACCUUCUACUGGUUCUUUGAAGCAACGUGUCCCGUGGCCAGAGACAAAGAUCCUGGUGUACUGUUUCAGUUUCCAGAUGACUUCAGUGAUGAGGAGUCUUGUCAAACAUUACCCAGGUUCUGCUUCCCGUAUGACAUACAAAGAGUGAGGGAGGGAGUCGCCGUGCAGCACUUUACUUUUGUUCUGACUGACCUGGAGGGAUGCCAGCGGUUUGGCUUUUGCCGUCUCACCAACAACACACAAACCUGCCUUUGCAUACUCAGUUAUCUUCCAUGGUUUGAAGUGUUCUACAAACUUCUCAACAACUUGGCUGACUACCUCACAAAAGGACAGACCAAGGAGAUGAAAUCGUUGCUGGCUGCACUCUACAAGCAGCCCUUACCUCUGGCAGCUGGAUCCGUCACUCUGCAGAUGGGAGAGCAGCUAUUGGUCAGCACAGAGGUGUCCCAUCCUGUUGGACACCCAGAGGGACAAGAGGGGGUUCCUUACUUCAUCGCUCCAGACCCCAGAAGUCUCCCCUCCAUCCCUGAAAACAGGAACCUGACGGAGCUGAUCGUGGCGGUGGAUGUGGGGAACCUGCUCCAGCUCUACGCCAGCAUGCUGUUUGAGAGGCGCAUCCUCAUCUUUGCCAGCAAACUCAGCACUCUGACGUCUUGUGUGCAUGCACUCAGUGCCGUGCUGUACCCCAUGUACUGGCAACACAUCUUCAUCCCAGUGCUCCCACCCCACCUACUGGACUACUGCUGUGCACCUAUGCCUUACCUAAUAGGGGUCCACUCCAGUCUCUCUGAGAAGGUGAGGAGUCGUGGCUUGGAGGAAGUUGUAAUUCUGAAUGUGGACACAAACACUCUGGAAACCCCCUUUGAUGACCUUAAAAGGAUUCCUUCAGAUGUGAUAUCGGGGCUGAAGGUGUGUCUGAAGCGCCAGGCGGUGUCUCCUGGCUGUGGCGUCUCCAGAGCCUUCCUGAAAGCUCAGGCGCUGCUGUUUGGGGGCUACAGGGACGCGCUGCAGGGUCACAAGGAGGGUGACAUGUGGUUCAGUGAGGAACUGUUUCUAGAUCACAAGUCUGCCAGCAUGAGACAGUUCCUGCAGAGUGCCGUUCAUUUACAGUCCUUCAAACAGUUCAUUGAUGGCCGCCUGGAUCUUCUGAAUAAAGAGAAAGAACCAGAUGAUCUCUUUGAGGAGGAGAUCUUAAAGUGUGAAGCAGCUGCAGGGAGAAGUAAAUCAUAUCAACAUUUAGUUGGUAAUUUAAAGAAAGGGGGAGGUGCACUCAUCCUCAACAUGAAGUCUAAAGCAAACAUGAGGGCCAAAGGUCUCGCCAAGUCUGGUUUGAAAAACCUGCUGAUGCACAAGACCCAUAAUGAAGAGCACAGCCUCCAGAGAGGAGGAUCUGUGACGCACCGUCGUGCCCAGUCAGACUCUCUGCAGAACCGCCUGCCAAUCACUCAACACUUUGGGAAGUCACGUCCCCGUCGGCCUGUCCACAAACUCAGGGCUCCCCGAGACGAGGACAUGCAGGACACUGGAGACACGUGGGAUGGAGCUGUGUCUGGGCCUGUGGACGAACCCGACUCUGAGCUCCAGACGGAUGAAGGAGAAGGGGAAGACUCCCUGCUGUGUGACCCGGAGGAGAUGGAUCUGCUGGGGGAGAUCUUUGACACGCUCAGCUCCCGGAGCUGCCACGACCGCGGCGUGCUGUACGGCACACGGAGCCUGGACCUGUUUGGACCGGACAGCCACGACUAUAUCACCAAGCGUUGUUUCCCAGGCAACCCCAGCCAGGAGAGCCUUUCUCUGUCCAUCAGCGGCAGUGGCAGCCUGCACAGCUGGAAUCUGGAGACCACAGAGGAGCUGUCAGACCUGACGGAGGACUCUGAUUGGCUGUCUCUGGACACCAGCGUACCGGAGGAGGAGGUGCCUGCAGCCUGUGAAAAGGGGGAGCAAGAAAACAGACAGAGGGAGGUUAAGGAGAAACAGGAAGAAGUGAAGGUAGCAAUAAACGGGAACCAAGAAGAAGAAAUAGACGACAGAAAUAACUUUAAGGAAGAGAAGUUAGAGGAAGAGACAACGAAAGAGAAUCAAGAAACGGGGAGUUUAGGUGAGGACCCUGAGACAGAAAAGGCUGAGGAGCAAGAGGAUGAAGGGUUGAAAGGAAAAAUGGAAGAGGAAGAGCAAAAUCAGAGUGAGGAGGUGGCAGAGGGACAAGAAAAAAGAUCAAAUGAUCUACAGAAAGAGGAAGCAAGAGAAGAAGAGGGGAAGGAGAAGCAGCAGGAGGAGGGAGAAUCAAACAAACUGAAUCAACCCGACGCUGAGGAGGAGCAAAAACAGGAGGACAACCUGGAACCAACAGCUCCUCCUGUUGAAACUAAACCUCCAGCAGAUCAGAAGAGAAGCAGUGAAGAAGUAAAGAAAGAGCAGCAGGGGAUGAGACAGACCUGUCCUCCUAAAGUUCUGUCUGCUGUAGCACGCUUCCAGUCACAAAGCCCCGGCUUCCAGGUGAAGUCCAGGACGGCGGCGCUGAACGAAGCGGGGAGAACCUGCAACACGAAGAACGCACAAACCCAGCCGCCAUGCGACUCGAAUAUAUCGGAAGAGAAAACACGCUCAGAGGUGCACGAGAAGGAAGAGCCGCCUCUCAUCAAGGUGUCUGAACUUAAAAAGAGAUUCGAAGCUUAAUGCUGUGUUCACAAAAAGAAUGCGAAGGAAAUUUUCAGUAAAAAUUUGCUUCGCGUUUGGUUCGGACUUGAGACAUUCUAGUUUUCCUCACUUUCAACAAAUCCCAUUAAAACAUCACAAUGGGCAAUAUAAAAGUCUGCCUCUCAGUACUUUAAUCUCUCCUGUUGGAAACUUAGCCAAACUCAUCAUUGGAAGUCUUAAAAAAGGAGGCCACAAAUGUGGUUUCAUUUAAAACGGAUCAGUAAUUUCUUAAAAAGCACUGCAGCUUUAAGCAAAUGUUAGCCAAACUAGAGUAAAUAGUGUGGGGACAGUUAGUCACACAUUGGGUGCGCUGGAUGUUAGUAUUUACAGCAGCUAGACGGUGUGUGUGAAACUGAGUCAGUGUUGACUCACUGAUGUGUUCAAUAUCUUAUAUUUGUUGUCUUUAAUGGGAUUUGUUGACAAUAUUUUUUGUCUGGUUAUUGUUCACUUGAUGAAAUGUUGUGUAUCAGCUACUGUAUGAUGAGCAAUUUGUCAUUGAUACAUUAAUAUUUUUUUACACAUAUGCACUCCUUCAGCUAAAACUGACAAAUGAGGAUAAUAAUUGCAUUUUUGGGAGGUCUUCGCACAGAUUGAGUAACUUUAAGCCUAAUAAAUAAUC